Messenger RNA from Doryrhamphus excisus (bluestripe pipefish), 2784 nucleotides. RefSeq lists its product as uncharacterized. Lineage: Eukaryota; Metazoa; Chordata; Actinopteri; Syngnathiformes; Syngnathidae. The record is from RefSeq and is a predicted model, not a curated record.
ACCACGCAGAAACGAAACAAGAGGCCACAUGUCACAUGCAGGAAAUGAAAGUUAUCUUUCAUACAGACGGACAAACUCCAUUGCAGUGUAAGGAUCAAGAUGAACAUGGACGGCUCCAGGCUUUAUGCUAUCAUGGUGAUGGCAGCGCUGAUGCUUAUGGAAGCUUCAGGAGAACAAAUCCUUGCAGCUUGGACCACAGCUUCUCCCACGACUAACUUAGAUGGGAAGAUGGUCACGUUGUCUUCCAGAGGGGGAGGGGUGUCCUUCUACCCGCCUUACUUCUCUCUUCCUCCUACCGACCCCACCGCAGCUGAUGCCAAGGAGGAGUACAUGACCACGGCCUACCCCAACAGUGCCAACCCCAACAGUGCCUCCCCAGUCUCGGCCUCCUAUGACUGGACCACACAGCCGCCCAUCGGGGGUGUGACCGUGUGUCUGCGCUACCUGUUGGACUUGAGGUGGUCGUCCCCCUUCAUCUUCACUCUCAGUCCGUCCGGCCAGUCGGCCAUGAAACUGGGUGUACAUUUCGACGGUCAAUUUGAGCUGCGCUGGAACAGACCGGAGUACCAGAGUGUUUACUUGACUCCCAGCAUCCGUAUCUGGCCCGACAUCCCGCCGGACAUCUGGAGCAGGGUGUGCAUCACCAUGGAUACGCUGAAGAGCGUGGUGCAGCUCUUCAGUGGCGGCAACAUGAGCGUCAGGAAGAUGAUCCCUUUCAAGUACGUGUGGUCAGGUGAGCCAGUGGUUACGAUGUCAGGUCUUGAGGGUCAGGUGACUGACGUGCAAGUGUGGGAUUACCUUCUUCCAUACAACGACAUCUUCAACUACAUGAGCAUAACACGCUAUAGAUGGCCUCCUGGUUCGGUCCUGACGUGGUCCAACAUCAGAUACUCCAUGACAGGGCGCACCCUCCUGGAGGACACAUACGAGCUGAGGGCCAAGAAGACCACCAGAAAAAAGACACACGGGCGUCAACUACAAGCCAAUCGCAGAACCAGCAAGAACCAUCGGAGGGCUCAACUGACCUCAAACCAAUGAAAAUGUUGCAGGCCAAAAUGUGUAGAAACCAGAUUUGGUCCAUAUUGAAAACAGUUUAAAAGCAUUUACCACAUUAUUGAUUGUCACACUUAAAAUGUUUCAGUUCACCAUUCAUUCAUUUUCUACCGCUUAUCCUCACAAGGGUCACAGGGGUGCUGGAGCCUAUCCCAGCUGUCUUCGGGCGAGAGGCGGGGUCGCCAGCCAAUCACAGGGCACAUAUAGACAAACAACCAUUCACACUCAUAUAUAUUCAUGUUCAAUUUGGAGUCGCCUUAAUUAACCUAGCAUGUUUUUGGAAUGUGGGAGGAAACCGGAGUACCCGGAGAAAACCCACGCAUGCACGGGGAGAACAUGCAAACUCCACACAGAGAUGGCCGAGGGUGGGAUUGAACUCGGGUCUCCUCGCUGUGAGGUCUACACGCUAACCACUCGACCGCCGUGCAGCCCAAAGACAAAACAAAGAAGCCAAAAACGUACCACUUCCACACGCAAUAGGAGGAAAACUUCUUUUCACUCUAUCAUGUUGGACAUGCUGGAGCCUAUCCCAGCUGUCUUUGAGACGGGGUACACCCUGGACUGGUGGCCAGCCAAUCACAGGGCACAUAUAGACAAACAACCAUUCACACUCACAUUCAUACCUAUGGACAAUUUGGAGAAAACCCAUAGGAGAACAUGCAAACGUGGGAUUGAACUCAGGUCUCCUAGCUGUGAGGUCUGCGCGCUAACCACUCGACCGCCGUGCAGCCCAAAGACAAAACAAAGAAGCCAAAAACGUACCACUUCCACACGCAAUAGGAGAACGUCUUUUCACUCUAUCAUGUUGGACAUGCUGGAGCCUAUCCCAGCUGUCUUUGAGACGGGGUACACCCUGGACUGGUGGCCAGCCAAUCACAGGGCACAUAUAGACAAACAACCAUUCACACUCAUAUAUAUUCAUGUUCAAUUUGGAGUCGCCUUAAUUAACCUAGCAUGUUUUUGGAAUGUGGGAGGAAACCGGAGUACCCGGAGAAAACCCACGCAUGCACGGGGAGAACAUGCAAACUCCACACAGAGAUGGCCGAGGGUGGGAUUGAACUCGGGUCUCCUCGCUGUGAGGUCUACACGCUAACCACUCGACCGCCGUGCAGCCCAAAGACAAAACAAAGAAGCCAAAAACGUACCACUUCCACACGCAAUAGGAGGAAAACUUCUUUUCACUCUAUCAUGUUGGACAUGCUGGAGCCUAUCCCAGCUGUCUUUGAGACGGGGUACACCCUGGACUGGUGGCCAGCCAAUCACAGGGCACAUAUAGACAAACAACCAUUCACACUCACAUUCAUACCUAUGGACAAUUUGGAGUCGCUAAUUAACCUAGCAUGUUUUUGGAAUGUGGGCGGAAACCGGAGUACCCGGAAAAAAACCCACGCAUGCACGGGGAGAACAUGCUAACCCCACACAGAGCUUAAUCGUAUUUCCGUUUUAACAAGAGAAGAAUCACUUUUCCACACAGGGCAAUUGUUUGGGAUUUUCUUCCUCCCAUACUAAUAAAGUUUAAUUCAAAAACUGUGUUGUCAUGAACUAAUAUUCCAACUUGUUUGAUGAUCUGAAACAUUUAAGUGUGGGGAAACCCAUUCAUCUUCUACCGCUAAGUGUGCACUUUUAUAUCACAAUACUCCAAUAACUCAUAUUCUUAUUUGCUUUUUAUAACAUUUUAACACAAUAAUAUGUAAUUAAAAAGAUGGCAUCAGUGUUGUUUGAUUUAUAACU